AUGAGGUCCUCGGUCCAAUUUCUCCUCUUCUUCCUGCUCAGCCUGGUAUCCGGCUUGGCCUUGCAUCGACGACAGGCCCCGCCACAGUUUUCGAUGGUUGAUUUCACAGGGAAAGCGGCCUGCCACUCAAUCUUGACGGCAUGUCGGGUGGACGGGGACUGCUGCUCGGAGCUGAAGUGUGAUGUGUUUGAUGGCGAGGGGUUGUGUGUGCCUGCAGGAUGA
Messenger RNA from Dichotomopilus funicola, 222 nucleotides. RefSeq lists its product as uncharacterized. The transcript is spliced from 2 exons. NCBI's taxonomy places the organism in Eukaryota, Fungi, Ascomycota, Sordariomycetes, Sordariales, Chaetomiaceae. The record is from RefSeq and is a predicted model, not a curated record. The coding region runs from base 1 to 222 and encodes 73 amino acids.